Messenger RNA from Loxodonta africana (African savanna elephant), 1664 nucleotides. RefSeq names its product zinc finger and SCAN domain-containing protein 5B-like. Bases 1 to 1446 code for a protein of 481 amino acids. Gene Ontology annotation, biological process: regulation of gene expression. Gene Ontology annotation, cellular component: nucleus. The record is from RefSeq and is a predicted model, not a curated record. Lineage: Eukaryota; Metazoa; Chordata; Mammalia; Proboscidea; Elephantidae. The transcript has 4 exons.
AUGGCUGUCGACUUGACAUCUUCAUGGCGCCAUGGAAAACCUAGUGAGGACUGUGGAUCAGAGUCUCCACAGCUUAUGUCUUCCCAAGAAGCUGAUCUUGGAGAGAAAGACUAUGACCCUGAGACCUGGCAUGUGAACUUCAGAGCAUUUACCAGCUCGGAGGGGGCCGACCCCAUCGGGGAUCUGAAGAGGCUUUCUGAGCUCUGCCGUCUCUGGCUAAGGCCUGACCUUCACACCAAGGAGCAGAUUCUGGACAAGCUGGUGCUGGAGCAGUUCAUGAUCUCCAUGCCACUGGAUCUCCAGGUCUUAGUCAAGGAAAGUGGAGUGAAGAAUUGCAAAGACCUGGAGGAGAUGCUGCGAAAUAACAGGAGACCCGUGACAUGGUCCGUAGUCUGCUUACAAGGACAGGAAUUUCUUCUGCCAAAUCCAGAUGUUCAGAUGGCCGGAUCUGAGGCCAGCGACAUGGAUGAUGGGCAGAAACUUCUGCCAGAGGCCAUUUCUGCAAAUGGUGAGCUGGAGUGUCCGAGACCCGAACAGAACUUGGAGGAGAACCUGAUGGAAGACAGGGAAGGGUCAACAGCAUGUGACGCCCAGGGGUCUCAGCUUCUGAAGGGUUCUGGAGAUUCUGUGGGAGCCAAUGAUGGAAAGAAUCCCAAAGAAGACACUUCUAUUAAAAAUGUGGAUGCUGACACACCACCCACUCUUAUUUUGGAGAGAGAAGUUUCUACUCCAGGUGGGAACAGGGAAGAUUCUCAGAAGAAUCUGAGACGUUCCAAAAGAAGAAAAUCAGGCAACUCCUCAAAUUCCCAAGGAAGACCUCAUGAAGGAGCUACUCAUUUGGACAAAAGAGAAUUCCUGGCACAAGUUGGGUUACACCAAAUUGAUUCACCAAGGACCAUGGGACCAACUCACCAUGAUUCACCAAGUGCAACUGGACCAGUUGACCACGAUUCAUCAAGUACCGUGGGAUCAAUUGACCAUACUGUUGGUCAAGGGCAAGAUUCCACAGGACUUUCACUCUAUCAAUGUGGAUUUUGCGAGAAAAGAUUUCAUUAUAAAUCUCAGUUCGACAUCCACCAGAGGACACACACAGGAGAGAGGCCGUUUAAGUGCAGCUUCUGUGGGAAAGGCUUCAUGCAGCCCUCAGAUGUCCGCGUUCACCAACGAAUCCACACAGGGGAGAAGCCAUUCAAAUGUGAGCUCUGUCACAGAGAGUUCACCCACGAGUCCACCCUACAUGGCCACAAAAGGACCCACACUAAUGAGAAACCAUUCCACUGCACAGAGUGUGGGAAACACUUCAGCCACAAGGGGAACCUCAAUGUUCACCGUCGAAUCCAUUCCGGAACGAAACCUUACAGCUGUCCCAAGUGUGGGCACACCUUCCGUCAGCUGGGAACUUUCAAACGCCAUGAAAAAACACAUUCCAAAAUGGCAUCUCAAUGAUUCUGUAUUAGAGCCCUGGUUCUGUUGUUAACCAAAAAGUUGACGGUUCAAACUCACCCAGUGGCUCCAAGGAAGAAAGACCUGACAACCUGCUUCCAUUAAGAUUACAGCCUGGAAAACCCUAUAAGACAGUUCUACUCUGUCACAUGGGGUUGCUGUGACUUACAAUUGACUUAACAGCACCCAACAACAGCAAUGAUUCUGUAAUCACGCCCAAG